AGUGUUUUCGAUUAGAUAAAUCGAAUUGGAAUUGAAUCCACACUUUAGGCGUUAAAUUCAUUUCAUCGGUGUUUCACGAUGCUGCACCUUCUUAUUGAACGGACAGAAGUGUUUUAAGGUGAAUUUGUGUAGCAAUAACUAAGACCAAUAUGAAUAUCAUUCCGGAAUUGUUUGUGAGCCUCAUGUUCUACACCUGUGGAGCUUGGAUGGCACUAAACACCUUUACGCUGGGCGAAAUUUACGACACUGUGAUCCUAUGGCCUGAAUUUGUUGGAAUUAUCAGUGCAUGUUUGGUCGCAAUGGUCCUCUAUGCUGCCCGAGUGAUCAAAAAGAAGAUUGUCUUCCUGCACUUCUAUCUGCUGGCCUGUGGAGCUACUUUACUUGUCGUUUGUGGUGUUUUCUGUGUUAUCAGUGAUCAGAAUCCAACUGUCGCACUAUAUCUCGGCGCUAUAGGUCAUGGUGCGAUAUACAUUGCUGGACUCUGCUACAUCCACUUCCGUGCAUCAUCUCGAAGGGCUUUCAGGAUUUCCCUAUGUCACUUUGUCUACAUCGUAGGCUACACAACUACCGUUCAUGGUAUCUUCAUCUACGACGAAUUAAUCUACACCGUUGGAAACUUCAUUCUCUACAGUGCAGUUUCAGCCGUUGCACUCUUCUUGAUCAAUGAACUUCUUCACGGAUUAGGAGUCUAUGACUACAAGAGGUGCCUCGAUAGUGAACUACAUCUGGCCAAUGAGAAGAAGGAUGGCUUCCAUAGUGCCCUAGAUCCACAAACUCCAAACGGACCAGCGGACUCGAACUACUGGGCUACGAAAUUGAAUGUGGAACCAAUUGUAUUUACACCUCCAAAGAAGAGACGAACACCUCAACAGAAUGUCCUAACGUUGGGCUUUGUUUUGGGAAAGAUCAAGAAUGCCAUGGUCUUCCUCUGGGUCUUAUCGACAUUCGCCAUUCUAACAACGGCCUACAUCGGAAAUGGCCUAGAAUUCGUCUAUCUGUACUUUCUUCUCGGAGGAGUCAUCUUUGGAUGUGUGAUCUCUCUAACAGUAAACGCCAAACAUCUCUACAUUGUCUUCACUUUGGGAUUCAGUAUCUGCCUCCUUACUGCAUCAAGUCUAUUCUCCGUAGAAAACUACGAUCAGUCUGCUGUCUUCUUUUGGCUUUCCUUCUUCUUCCUGGGUUUUGGAUACUUCACUCUGGAUAUUGGCAUUCUCGAUGUAACAAAUCUUCAGUUCACUGAAGUCUCACUAGCAGGAGGAUACUUCAUCCAGUACUUCCUGAUAGCUCUCACAAAAUUCGGUCAUUGGACAUAUGGAGAUGAACUGUUAAAUGCAAAAACUCUCCUUUGGUCAUAUACUGGAUCAUUUAUUGGUGUAUCCAUGAUUCUACUCAUUGUCAUCGCCGUACUCUAUCCGAAAACACUCAACCUAUCCUUGCUCGAUAUACAGUACGCAAUUUUGUACGACGAAGAUAGAUGGAAGGCUAAAAACCAUGAGAUUCUUGCAGUCAGGUCACCAUCGCCAGUGAACACUCAGCCUAAUCCAAGCCUGGAACCCAAUGCUCCAACAGAUGAUCGACCAGCCUUUAUGAGGGCUCAAUCUUUAGGCGAAGGUCCUCCUAAACGCAUGUCCGAAGGACGGGAUUCGUCAAUGUUCCAUCAUCCAUGGUAUCCUCAGCAUCCGCCCAACGCACCCCUGCACACGGCUAACAGUCAAAGUGCUAAUGGACUGGACAAUCCUACCUUCGACUACGGCAGCGUAAAGUCCAGACAGAUUGUUCCAAGAGUGAAUAAGCCCAAUUUGUGACUUGUCAAUUAAUGAUGCAAAUGUUUAAUUAAAUGGCUGUUCUAUUAUUAAAA
Messenger RNA from Phlebotomus papatasi, 1858 nucleotides. RefSeq lists its product as uncharacterized. The record is from RefSeq and is a predicted model, not a curated record. Lineage: Eukaryota; Metazoa; Arthropoda; Insecta; Diptera; Psychodidae. The transcript is spliced from 3 exons. The coding region runs from base 150 to 1805 and encodes 551 amino acids.